UGACGAAGUAUAAUAAAUCCCGAUUCCGAGUACYCAACUACCGUGCGCAUGAGCAAUAAUUAAUAAGCGAAUAAAACAAUAUUUUGUUCAAUGUUCACGAUCGUGCGUUAUCGCAGACCGCAGUGAUAACGUAAUCGGCUAAUCGAUGUGGUAACGGCAGCCACUGGACGAGUUGCAACCGUGGUGGUGUUAAUCCGCCGUCGUCGUUGACAUCACAAAUGAUUUUCUAGUUGUCUAUAAUAUUAUACAAAUUUACAAUAAUUAUUGCGACGUCUGUUUGAUCGAYUGACACGUCUUGUUUCACAUUGCCUGCGUCCCGUCGCCAACAAACGAUUACUGGAUUUUAACUUUACCGAUCGUUGUAGUUGUUUCGUUCGCUAUUCACGGUGGUUGGUCGCUUUCCUCCUUCUUGGUGUCUUGAACUAUCGGUAAUCCAGAAGAGAGAUGGGUGCGGCCUAGCGUACUGUCGUUCUGUAUACUGGACUGUGGCAAUCAAGUGAUUUUGGGGUUGUAACUGUUAAUGUUUGUAACGGGAACCUUCUGCUGCUGUUAUUAACUUCGAUGAAUUUUAACUGUCGACCUAKGUGCUAUUACCUUAAUCAUCACUACUACUUCUACUACUUUUACUGAGUACCUUUAGGUGAUCCAGUUACAGUGUAUUUUUAGUAAACUAACGAGCAAUUGAACCGAAAUGGAAGGUGUUCCACGAUUGUAUAUGAUUGGCUUGCCAGCCAAACGGUGUGUUAACAACCAGACGCCUGAUUUUUCAUCUGCUUUAAAUCAUCAAAUACAAAAAUCAUAUGACCGAGAUCCCAGUUUGUAUUCAGCUGACAUAGACACAUUACUCGCACUUAGACAAUCUGCUGUUGACGUUGUGAUGUCAUCUGUUUGCACUGUAGAAGAGUGCACAGCAUUAAAACGUUAUUAUGCACACCUUGUUCGAUUAACGGAUAAGUUUCCUAAACUGAUAGAGCAACAAAGUAUUGGGCUAAAAGAAUCUUCUGAUGACAUAGAGGUUACAACAGCUAAAGAACCAAAACCACUGAUUUUUAAAUGGAAACGAGCUCUUGGUGGUAAAACAAACCUACAACAUCAAAUGAAAAACGAUAUAGACUCCACAGCAGUAGUAGAUAGCGGCAACAUUGGUUAUGAGAUGAGGUGUGUGUUGUACAAUAUAGGCGCAGCUUAUAGUCGAUUGGCUGCAGCGCAGGACAGGUCACCACCAUUAGUAUCUUCCAGUACGCCAACUACAAUUGAUGCAGAAAUUCCAUCAAACAAUGCCCUCAAGAUAGCUUGUACACACUUGCAGUGUGCUGCAUGGGCUUUUCAGCAAUUGCUUGGUGGUGAUGGUUCCAAUAAUGAACAAACAAAGUGGAACCAUCGGCAGCAGCCACAAGUUACAAGUCGUGCAGUUCUUGAAUUCGCAUACAAUGUGACAUUAGCACAAGCACAGGAGUGCAUACUGGAAAAAAGUAUGAUGGAUGGYCGAAAAUCUCUAAUAAUAGCUAAAGUAUCAGCUAUGAUAUGUGAGUAUUUUGCUGGAGCAGUGGAUGCAGUUCAAAGAGUAGAACGUGAACCUUAUUGUGUAAGCAGUAGCAGGCUUGAGAAGUGGCGACUAUACUCAGAAUUCAAGUGUCGAUAUUAUGGUGCUGUAACUGCCCUAUUCCAGGGUCAACAUGUCCAGGAUCAGCUGCAGCAAAUGGGGACCCGUGUGUCAUAUUACAGGCGAGCAGUGAAUCUAUUGGGUCGGGCUGGUUUGAUAUCAGAGAACGGUGGUAAGAUGGCAACUUCAAUGUCAAAAGAUGAAGAUUCGUCAGACGAUGACUACUACUAUUACUUACAAUCAGAGCAUGGACAUCAAGGUGCUGGUCAAUCUGCGGCUGCUAAAGAAUUGGAGAUGCGCCGAGACACUUUGUCGUUUGCAAUGGAUGUGGCUGCAGCAAAGUGGCGAGCAGCCAAGUCAGAAAAUGAGCUAAUCUAUCAUGAACCGGUGGUGCCUGUGCUGUCCGAUGAUGAUGAUAGUGAUUGUUUGGGAAAUACCUUAUCAAAAACCGGUGGUCAUCGCCAAUUGGAUAGAGUCAAAGGUGCAUCUCUGGUCAAGCCUAUGGCAUUUGGUGUUGAUGAUCCUGAGCUAUUAGCUGUUGUUUUGAUCACUAAUAAUAAGGAAUCACCUAGUGUUACUACUACUUCAUUAUUCAAGGAUCURGUGCCAACAGUUACCCGUCACCGAGCCGCAAUGUAUCGAACAGAAAAACGCAACCUUGAGGCAGAAAUGCAAUCAUUGUGCCAGAAAGCAGAUGACCAAUUGAUUGAAUUUUCUGACACAUUACACCUGGAAUGCUUAGAAAUGUAUGAAGGCGUAAAUCCUGAAUUCAGUGAUGGUGUUAAUGAGAAGAAUGAUGUGCCAGAACUCCCACAACAAUUAGUUAAUUGUUGUGCUGCUUACCAAGCCAUUUUGCAACAACGACAUGAAAACAACGGAACAUCAUCAUUUGCAGACGAUGAAGACCAGUUGGACAUUGACAUGGCUCGGCUAUCAUCUGCCGUGCAGGCUGUAGAUGGUAUGCUGGAUGAAAUAGACAGACUCCUAAAGACCGAAGAACUCGGUGACUCCGAAUAUCGUCGAACGGUAGGUCGUCCGUAUGAUUAUUCUGCUGGUCGGAUGCGUGAAUUACGCCGCGAAGCUUCCCGGUACAGGGAAGCACAUGUAGGCCGUGCACGGGACAGCUGGGUGACUCUGAGUCGAGCUGUCCGAGAUCGCCGUCGCCGGGACCUGGAGCUGCUAGCAUUGCCACCAGAUGAACUUGCUGCUCGCUUACCGCCUGCUCGUCCGGCAAUAUCUGUGAUUGCGUCUGAAGUUGCCGCCUCUGGUUCUGUUGAACCUUCUUAUGACGUAGCUGAGUCAUUGGAUCAAAACGAAGACUCGGAAUCGGACGACGGUAGUGAUAGUCGAUUACGGAUGUUGCAAAGAGAAUCAAUCAAACGUUUGGAUCGGCUAAAUAUGGUAGUCGGAAAAAUGAAAGAAGUGCGUGACCAGCGUCAAGCACUGUUAUCCCGGCUUCGAGACGAAAUGAACCGAGAAGAUAAGGACGCUGCAGCCGCAGGUCUUGAAGAUAUGGUAGGAGAUCURCGAGGAUCGGAAGUCGAUGUGACGAUGGCUCUGAAAAAAAAGUUGGAUGAUCGAUACGGAAAUUUGGUGAACAUGAUUGAUCAGAACCUGUCGGCUCAACUAAAAAUUUUGGACGCUGUGAGGUCGGCGUAUGCAAGAGCCGCACCUGAGCGGCGGGCAUUCGCUAAUGCCAUGCAACGGCGUCGGRCUGUAGUGUCAUCAUUACUAGACGCGUACGAAAGUUUUGCGGUAUCCAAUGGAGGGUCACCAUUAGAAACUUGUAAUGAAACCGUGGCGGCGUCACCGACCUGUGGACUACUUCCAGACGCAGUACUAGCUGAGCGGUGUGCAAAGGGUUUAGAUUUUUACCAGCGAUUGCUAACCAACGUUUCAAAAYUGUUACAACGUGUAAAAGGUACAUGUCAAGUACAGACUGAACAGCGAGAUCAGAUGAUAAAACAACACCAAAAGUGGGAAUCUACAACACAACAGACAGAUGACGAUCCAACUGCUACAAUUGGUGGUCUUGAUGAUUUACUUGCUGGUGUCUCGGGUAUUGACGACCAAGAUCACCAACAGGAAGACUUAGCCGCCUUGAUUGAGAGCUUCAGUAAUUGUGGUGGGCCUAAUAAGCCUGUUUUGCCUCUAGGGAGCAGUCACUGGGAUGAGCAGCAUAACCAUCAUCGUAGACUUUCACCGCUUGGAUCUGAACAGCAACAACAACAAAAACAAUAUUAUCAUCAGUACCGUCAUAAUCAAAUACAAUUGCCGUCGUCAUCCUCAUUUAACCCCAGCGAUGGUGGUAUUCCCUACUAUGAUGAUCAUUUACCUUCCACAAAAGAAAUUUACAAUCGUCACAACGACAGACAGCAACAGCCAGAACCAGUAAUAUCAACAAGUUAUCCGUAUGCAGCCACUUACAGCGUCACUGUUAGUACAACAGCACUUACGGUACCUGUAAAUUCUACUCCAUCACUCCCCUCUCCUUUAUCAUCAUCAUCAUCUACUCCAUAUAACUAUUACAAUUAUCAAUUACUCACGAAAAAAUCAUCAGAAAAUCCUACAUUAUCGUCAUCAUCAUACAACAACAUCAUAACUACAGGUGCUUCUAGUGAUAUUGACUUACCCAUGAAACCUAUGAUGAAUACUCUCCAUUUGAGUGAUAACAAUGGCAGUGGCCAAAACAUUAUUUCUUCGUAUAAUCAGAGUAUUGGUAAUGACGUUUUUCCAAAUGCCGCAGCAGCAGUUGCAAUUUUGCAACGGCCACUAUCUUCACAAUUCAGUGGUAGUGUUGGUUAUGGAUAUCACCAUCCUCAUGCAUUAUUAGAAUCGCGACAGCAGCAAUUUUAUUCAUCACAAAAGUACCAGAAACAAAUCUCAACCACCAACGCUGAUACGACAAGUGUUGUAGGAGUAUUUGCACCACAAAACCAACAGAAAAUGAUAGCGGGAGGUAGUGGUUUAUCUGCUGACAUAUCGCAGCCACAAUUUUCGAURUCUUCACCUUCGAUUUCAACAGCUACUGUUAACAGUUGUGGUUUAGCUGCAGUUGUGCGAUCGUCUUCUACCGCUGGUGUUGGCACAUCAACUGUUGGACAUUUUUACCAUCAAUUACCAUCACAACUUCAACAACAACAGCAGCAGCAACAACAACAACUUCAAAUUUACCAACAGCAUCUACAGGAACAGAAACCACAGCAACAGCAUUCACAACAACCUCAGUUGUACCAACAACAAUUUCAGCCUCAGUUAUAUCCACAGCAGCAGCCUCAACUGUACCAACAGCAACCACCUCAGAUGUAUCAACAUUUACAGCAACAGCCUCAUCAAUUGACAACCAAAUUAGGAAGUACCACUGGUAAUUUUUACUACCCUUCAGCGCUCCAGCAACAAACAUCCCAAUUGUAUCAACUACCACAACACCAGCAACAAGUUCUACUGCAACCAACGUCAACAUCUGCUGUAACUGCCAGUCUUCAUCAACCGUCAUUAUUGUCAAAUAACAGGGUUAGUGUGGGCAGUAGUUAUUAUCAACAACUCCAGCAUCAUUAUCCCCCAACAACAGUUAUAUCAGCAACUAACCUCAACUCAGUGCCAACUACCCUUAACAAUUACAUUUAUCAGCAGCCAUCAAUUGUCUUUAACCAACAUCAACAGCAGCAACAGUACUAUCAACAACAGCAUCCUAUUACUAGUGAUGGCAGCGGUGGCGGUGGUUGCUUGACCACUAUAACAUCGAAUGCCACUCCAAUCUUAAAUUUAUUGGACGAUGAUCUGUUAAUAUCAGGCCCACCACCGAUUCAACCAGAAAAAAUUAGUAUGAGUAGUGGCAAUGAUACAAUUACAACAUCAGGUACAAACAGUAAAAAGUGACUGACUGUUUGAGGAACAAAUAGUGAUGUUUAUAAUUUUAAAUGUUUAAACUUAUUACAGUACUUGUGUUACUUUUUUUAAAAUAUAUAUACGUGGGCGAAUGUGUCUGUUUUAUCAAUGUUCAUAAUAAUUAUGAUUAGAAAUGUUAAAAUCAGUCAUUGCCGCGCAUUGUGAUUUUUAUUAUUUUACAUAUAUUUCUAUUUUAUUCCAUUAUAAUUAUC
Molecule: messenger RNA, 5703 nt
Organism: Diuraphis noxia (Russian wheat aphid)
Lineage: Eukaryota; Metazoa; Arthropoda; Insecta; Hemiptera; Aphididae
Product: tyrosine-protein phosphatase non-receptor type protein myopic
Biological process (GO): early endosome to late endosome transport; endocytic recycling; protein transport to vacuole involved in ubiquitin-dependent protein catabolic process via the multivesicular body sorting pathway
Cellular component (GO): endosome
Molecular function (GO): protein binding
Source: RefSeq, a predicted model, not a curated record